AUGAUGCUGGCGGGUGCUUCCAUUGCGGUGAACGCCGCUGUCACCACACGGAAAGCGGUGAGCUUUCUCAAAGAGGUGGCGCACAUUGAGGACGAAGGUUACUUCCUCUGGAAAUUGGUCGACUCCGUGAGCGGUCCUCUGGAGGUGGCUGUUCAGCUAGCUACACGCUAUGAGGCGUGCCAGAUUCUUGAGCCGUCGAUUGCAUUGAUGCGUUUUACCUUGCGACAAGUGGAGCUGGUUCUCGAAAGAGAUGAUGACGAGCAAGGAAGACCUGAAGAUAAGGCAGGUUGGAGCACUUGGCUGUUGAGCAAAACCGACGGCCUCACGCGGAAGCAGCGCAUCUUGGAGCUUCAACCCAAGCUGGCACACGCCUUACAGGCCUUGCAUGCAGGCUUGACCACCGUGAUGCUGCGAGCUCCUGGUUUGCGGGCGAGCUCUCCCUUCAGAUAUUUGGAUGCCGCCGCAGAUGAUGCCUACAAGCUGAUUCAAGAGUUCGAGUUUGGUCGCCUGCUGGACGGCCGAGCGGUCGCUGCAGGGAAGAUCCAUGUGGGACCGGGAGAUGACUCGAACCCUCAGGUCUGGCAGGAGUUGGGGCCAUGUGAACUUCGGCUCCUUUUCUACAAUGGCUUCAGCCUACAUUUGCGGCCUUUGGUGUCGGACCAAGUGGACUGGGAUCCCAUCAAGCUGCCCAUCCACUCUGGGGCCUUUCAACUGAGACGGACCCUCAAGACGAAGGUGCCAGGGAUGGAUUGCUCACCACAGGAUGAGCAGGUAUUGAGCUAUUGGAUCUUCGCACAGACGCAGAAGAGUUACCUGCUGGAGUUCGAGUCCAUGGGACGUUUGGCAGCCGAAACCUUCGAGCUGCUUCUCAUGAUGGUGGAGAAGUGCAAUGGUGGAGAACAGCUCUUGGCCGAGAGUGUUGAUUUGGAUGCCUUCCAAUUAUACAUGGAAAGAGCAGGCUUCAAAUAUUCUGGCGAUGAGUUCCUGUGA
Molecule: messenger RNA, 990 nt
Organism: Durusdinium trenchii
Lineage: Eukaryota; Dinophyceae; Suessiales; Symbiodiniaceae
Source: the annotation of a GenBank genome assembly